This is a messenger RNA of Hordeum vulgare subsp. vulgare (domesticated barley), 540 nucleotides long. RefSeq names its product transcription factor IBH1-like 1. Gene Ontology annotation, biological process: regulation of DNA-templated transcription. The record is from RefSeq and is a predicted model, not a curated record. The coding region runs from base 1 to 540 and encodes 179 amino acids. The transcript is spliced from 2 exons. Lineage: Eukaryota; Viridiplantae; Streptophyta; Magnoliopsida; Poales; Poaceae. Gene Ontology annotation, molecular function: protein dimerization activity.
AUGCAAGGCCCUAAAACCGGCGCCAAGUCCUUCAAGCAGGAGCUCCUCAAGAAUAUCCUCCUCGCCCUCCAGCUACAUGCACGCACAAGCACAUCCUUCGGCAGCCUCCAUGAGAGGAAGCUCGCCGUCAAGUCCUCCGCCAACAUCGCCAUGGCGGCCGCGCGCGGUGCCUCCCGCACUUACGCGAGGUGGCCCAGUGCCAUCUUAGCGUCCGAAGCAGCCGCCUCACCGCCGUCCGGCGCGUGUAAGGUGCAGAGGCGCAGGAGGAUCGUGAGCAGGUGCUGCCGCCGGAAGAGGAGCUGGAUUAGUAGAUCAGGUUGCGCUGGUGGUGACGACGUUGCCAGGAGGCUGGUGAGGAGGAGGAUCUUGGCGCUGAGGGAGGUGAUACCGGGAGGCCGGGAUGCCGCCGUCGACGAGGACACCCUGCUACGCGAGGCCAUGGACUACGCGGUGCACCUGCGCGCUCAGGUCGACGUGCUCCGCCGGCUAUCAGAAGCCAUGCAAAGAUCCAACUCCUUCUCUCGGCAGUGUCAGCAGUGA